AUGUCGCGCGCGUUCACCGCGUCGGACUUCGAGGCUGGCGCGCGUGUGCUCGUCGAUCGAUGGUGCCGUGAUCCCGCCGCGGUGAACGCGUCGAUGACGGUUCGAUGGGUGGAGGAGAGCGACACGGUGAGACGAAACGCGGCGGCGGGCGGGUACGUAGCAGCGGAGGGACAUCUCGUCGUUCCGGAACGCUCCAGAACGAUCCAGAACGACGAAUCGGACGAACCACCCGGAUCCUCCGACCACGAGGACGUCGAGGACCACCACGAGGACCACGAGGAGGAGGAUGACGACGCGGCGGCGCCCCGGACCGUCCCCCCGCGCGGCGCGCACGUCCGCUCGUACCACGUCGUGUACAGCAAAUCCUACGGAUGUCCCGUGUUGCUGGUCCGCGGCGUCUCGUGCGAGCCCGGCGGGCGCGUCAUGGGUCACGCGGAGACGGAGGCGUCGCUCGUGGCGGCGGCGACGCGGGGAGCGGAGGGCUGCGCCGAGGAGGAGCGGCGGCGGCGCGCGGUGUCGCUCCCGAAUGUCGACGGCGAACGGGGGCUCACCGCGUUUGCGCCGUGGGAGCAUCCGCACGGGCGUGGCGGGGGUUGGGUCGGCGUGCACCCGUGCGAGACGAGGAGCGCGAUGGCGACGCUCCUCGCCGGGGAAGGUGGAGGUGUGGGGUCGGCGGGGUACAUGUCGGCGUGGAUCUCCUUCGUCGCUGCCGCCGUCGCCGACCUUCCAGUCCCGGCGCACCGGAUGGACUCUUGA
Messenger RNA from Micromonas commoda, 756 nucleotides. RefSeq lists its product with no specific name. The transcript has a single exon. Lineage: Eukaryota; Viridiplantae; Chlorophyta; Mamiellophyceae; Mamiellales; Mamiellaceae. Gene Ontology annotation, molecular function: Atg12 transferase activity. The record is from RefSeq and is a predicted model, not a curated record. Gene Ontology annotation, biological process: protein lipidation; protein modification by small protein conjugation; macroautophagy. Gene Ontology annotation, cellular component: intracellular anatomical structure. Bases 1 to 756 code for a protein of 251 amino acids.